Rattus norvegicus (Norway rat) is the source of this 415-nucleotide messenger RNA. It is a transcript of the gene Gng14, whose product is annotated as G protein subunit gamma 14. The coding region runs from base 123 to 341 and encodes 72 amino acids. The transcript is spliced from 2 exons. Gene Ontology annotation, cellular component: heterotrimeric G-protein complex; plasma membrane. Gene Ontology annotation, biological process: G protein-coupled receptor signaling pathway. The record is from RefSeq and is marked inferred. NCBI's taxonomy places the organism in Eukaryota, Metazoa, Chordata, Mammalia, Rodentia, Muridae. Gene Ontology annotation, molecular function: G-protein beta-subunit binding.
AGCCAGAGUAGGGUAGAUAAGGCUGGAGCAGGCAGCCGAGUGUUCAGAGUCUUCAGGGACCUAGAAGGAGCUGCAGAAGCUUGGAGUCUCGGGCUUGCACGGCCCUGCUCACCUUCUCCCAGAUGGCCAGCAAGGUGGCCAUCGGCAGUGACAUCGGACAGGCCCGCCGGGCAGUGGAGCAACUGCGGAUGGAAGCAGGCAUCACCCGCAUAAAGGUAUCCAAGGCAGCCACAGAUCUGCUGCAGUUCUGCACGGAGCAGGCCAAGAGUGACCCCUUCCUUGUGGGCAUCCCAGCUGCCACCAACCCUUUCAAGGAAAAGAAACCCUGUGCUAUCCUCUGAACCCACGAUAAUGCUACUGCCCCUAAGGCCUCGGAUAACACAGGAAAGUCCUCAAUAAAAAUGACAGCUCCUGU